GAAAACAAAUAUAAAAUGCAAGUUAUCUUCUUCCAAUAUGUGUAUCAUUCUCUUUAUUGUAUGUUUUAUUCAGUUCUGGAUUUCAAUGACCCCUUCAGUACUGAAGUUAAGCCAAGAAUCCUACUCAUGGGACUGAGAAGAAGUGGGAAAUCAUCAAUUCAGAAAGUUGUUUUUCACAAAAUGUCACCAAAUGAAACCCUUUUCUUGGAGAGCACUAAUAAGAUCUGCAGAGAAGAAGUUUCCAACAGCUCCUUUGUUAACUUUCAGAUAUGGGACUUUCCUGGGCAAAUUGACUUUUUUGACCCUACAUUUGACUAUGAGAUGAUUUUCAGAGGCACCGGAGCAUUGAUAUUUGUUAUUGAUUCUCAGGAUGAUUAUAUGGAAGCACUGGCUAGGCUGCAUCUCACUGUGACCAGAGCAUAUAAAGUGAAUCCAGACAUCAACUUUGAGAUAUUUAUUCAUAAAGUGGAUGGUCUGUCUGAUGAUCACAAGAUCGAAACCCAAAGAGAUAUUCACCAGAGGACAAACGAUGACCUUGCAGAUGCUGGAUUGGAGAAAAUUCACCUCAGCUUUUAUCUGACAAGUAUAUACGAUCAUUCUAUAUUUGAAGCCUUCAGCAAAGUGGUGCAGAAACUGAUUCCACAACUCCCAACACUGGAAAACCUACUUAACAUCUUUAUCUCAAAUUCUGGGAUUGAGAAAGCCUUUUUAUUUGAUGUAGUCAGUAAAAUUUACAUUGCGACAGACAGUACUCCAGUGGAUAUGCAAACUUACGAGCUGUGUUGCGACAUGAUAGAUGUUGUUAUUGAUAUUUCUUGUAUCUAUGGGCUCAAAGAUGACGGUGCAGGAACGCCUUAUGACAAAGAGUCAACGGCAAUCAUAAAAUUAAAUAAUACAACUGUUCUUUAUUUAAAGGAAGUGACAAAAUUCCUUGCUCUUGUUUGCUUUGUUAGAGAAGAAAGCUUUGAGAGAAAAGGAUUAAUAGACUACAAUUUCCAUUGUUUUCGCAAGGCCAUACAUGAAGUAUUUGAAGUAAGAAUGAAAGUAGUAAAAUCGCGAAAACACCAGAAUCAGAUGCAAAAAAUCAAAAGAGCCACACCUAAUGGAACACCAAGAGUGCCACUGUAACUAAAGUCCUGCUAGUAUUGUUGACAACAAAACAUUUCUGCAUCUUGUUGCACUGAUUGAAGUGGAAGAGAAGUGGGACUGAUACAACACAUGGAUUCUUCCCUAAUUCCUCCCAACCCUCAAAGCACUGUUUUGAACAUUUUUAUCCAAUCUGUUUUUCAUAUUUACAGUGAGCACUUUGAACAAAAUAUUGUAUAUAAACACUGAGGUGAACACAUGUUGUAGUAAUUUUCUUAAUAAAUGCUGUAAACUUUUUCCAUGCCAUAUUAAGCAUAAUCAGCUAUGGUGGACUUUGUAUUGGGUACAUAAUUUGCACUUUUUUCUUCAUGGAGAUGAAUUUUGAUAAACUUUUUAUGCCGAUUUUCAUGCAUGGUGUCAGGUAAAAUGUAUGCUGUAGUUUAUUUACAUGCUGCAAUCAAAUUUAUUAGUAAACAAUCAAGAAAAUGUGGUACAGUGACUUUUAAAAGAUUUGAUGGCAUUCGUACAAAUUUAACUUCAUAUAUUUUAUAAUUUCUAAACUGAAGUGUUGUUUUUUUCAAAUGUAUGAUAGCAAUAAAAAUGUUAUCAAUGAUCAUAAUUGGUAAAUAAACACUAGUUUUGUAAAACCAGACCUUUGACUAAAUAUUACCCAGACUUCU
Molecule: messenger RNA, 1766 nt
Organism: Gavialis gangeticus (Gharial)
Lineage: Eukaryota; Metazoa; Chordata; Crocodylia; Gavialidae
Gene: RRAGD
Product: Ras related GTP binding D
Exons: 6
Coding region: 16-1128 (370 amino acids)
Biological process (GO): regulation of autophagy; cellular response to starvation; positive regulation of TOR signaling
Cellular component (GO): nucleus; Gtr1-Gtr2 GTPase complex; lysosome
Molecular function (GO): GTPase activity; GTP binding
Source: RefSeq, a predicted model, not a curated record